AGCUUAGUUUAUUUUGGAGUAAGUACUAUGUAUCAGCUUAGCACAUUGUGCUGGUGUGAUUUUGGCCCAUUUUUUAAACAUUUGCACCAAGUACAGAUUGGUUAGACAGCACUUGAGAUUGAGAUCCGAAAUUUGACGGGGCCAUUGUAGGACUCCAAUGUUGCUUCGGCUUUGUCCCUGCGAACAAUGUCCAGUGAAAAGGUGAAUUUCCUCCCAAGUUUCAGUUUUUAGUGGACUGAAAAAGGUUCUCUUGAUACCCAGUCCCUGCUGAAGAGAAACAUCCCCACAGCAUGAUGCUUCCACCACCAUGCAUCACUGUGUGGAUGGUGUGUACUUAGGCAUUGGGAGUAUUAGGUUUGUGCCACACUUAGUGCUUUCCACAGGUCAGCUAGGCCACUCAUGCCUUCAGAUGGUACAUUUGGCUCAUGAUGAUGCUCACUACAAAAUACCUGACAAGUCCAUAAGUGCAUGUUCUCGUCUAAGUCUCAACCAUUUUGUACACAGUCCUGUCACCAGACUUGUAAAACACUUAGGCAGGUUGCCCUGGGGUGUGCAGGUGCGGUUGUUCUCUCAGGAGCUCCAGUGAUAUGUCCUGACAAUUCUGCACUGUGAAAACAAAGCAUUUGUUGUUUCUACUUGCAUGUAGGUUUCUUAACACCAUUCCAUCUGGGUGAUGUCAGCUCACAAAAGGGCUGGAGGCCUGAAAGCCCGGUUCUGGUGACGCUCCUGUUGGUACCUAUAGUAUAUUUCACUCUGUAACAGUGCAGUGUUCUUGUUUAACCACAAGGGCAUUUCGAGGCUAUAAUGCAGAAGUGUUAAAUUAUGAUCUAUUUUUGUUUAGGUUUGCUUAGUUUUCCGUUUUACUUACUGAUCCCCUGUAUAUACGCCUGAAUGAUCAGAGAUGCAGUAAAAAUUGUAGUUGGCGAUAAGCCUUUUAAGUCCCUUUCUUAUUUUUUCAGGAAUCAGAAUGAAGUCAAUUUAAAAUAUGAAUUCAGCACAUCAUCCUCAGCAUCCAUAGCCUAGUGGAAUCUUCAGAUUAAAGUGAUCUUAUUCUCAACUGAUCCAGCCGAGCGGAACGUUGCCGAGAACCACCGAAGUGUUUCGGAAACGUAGGUCGAUUUACUUCCUGGACCAAUGGAGGCGACCAGCCUCCUCGCUGUUCUGGGCCAAGAGCCCAGCCUCCUCCUCUUGCUGGUCCUGUGAGAAAGAAAACACUAACCGAUGGACACGGACACAGCUGGACCGAUAGCUACAAGGAUACAUGAUUUGAACGUUUGCUGCGAUACUGAAUACUUGUUUCACAGUGUAAUUGCUAGCCUGAGAGCUAGCUGUUCCGAAACGCGAUAGCAACGCUGCACUGUAUUGGCAACUCGCCUGUUUCUACCCAUCUAUUGUUGCGCGUGUCUGCCAACGUUUUGAUUACUGUGAGUAGGAAGGAAGAAACGCGCACGCACCCUAUUCGCUCUUAUAGGACUAUAGUGACUAACAAAACGUUCAGGACAAGAAGAGGUAGAGAGAGAUUUCGGAUUGUUGUCUUUGGAAAGUUGAUUCUACUUCCGAGUAUAAAGGUUGUUCAGCCCGAUGGCGUCAGUUUCGAGGGUAUCCAUCCUAGACUACUUCAACAUCGUGUUCGAGGGGGAGAACGGAAAGAUCGAGUCCAAUUGUAAAGCAUGCGGCACCAGAAUACAGGCGAAGAGAAGCGUCACAUCUAACUUCGUUACACAUCUCAAGAGGAAGCACCAAGCCAUGUAUGAUGAAUUUGUGAAAAAGAAGGAUAUGAAAAGAGAAGCCUACUCCUCUUCCUCCUCCACCCUCCAUCCCUACUCAUCCUCCUCUCUUCACAGCCUGGCCAAUGGAGGCCACCGCUGCAACCACUCAACCACAUCUGGAGGACGAGGAGGGGGUGUGGGUGGAGGAGGGAGAGAGGGAACAGGAGGAGGGGUGACUAAGUUCCACAGACAUGACCCUCGGCAGGUUCUGAUCUCUGAGGCCAUUGCUAAGAUGUUGGUCCAGGACCUUCAGCCGGCCUCCAUGGUGGCACUUCGCGGGUUCACAGAGUUACUGCAGCUGUUGGAGCCACGUUACACGCCUGAGCCUCCACGAUACCUCCACACCCAGCUCCUCCCUGCCUAUGCCUAUCAGGCUCAGCUAGCCACGAGACAGGCCCUGACCUCGGCCCCUGCGCUCAGCCUGUCAAUCUCCCUCUGCAGGGGUUUUCCUGGGGCCCCGACAGGGUCUAACGCUGGGUACCUAGGUGUGACUUGCCACUUCCUGUCCUCUGAUUGGCAGAUGCGUUCUGCCCUGCUGGCGUGCCUGCCUCUGGUUGGGGGGCUGUCAGCCAGUCGCGUGCUGGCAGAGUUUGAGGAGGUGUGUGUUGCUCACGCCGUGUCCGGGCGGGCGUUCCGUGUGGUGGCCGACCCGUUUCCCACCGAAACCCACCCCGCAUGCCGAUUGCCGGGCUUCCGUAUCCAUGGAAACCCGGGGGAGGAUGCUGAAGAGGAUGAUGAGGAGGAGAGUGGAACAGAAGAAGGAGAAGGAGGAGGAGUGGUGGAACGGGGGGAUUGGUGGGAAGGAGGUCUGGGCUCCAGGAGGAUGGACUGUUUCUGUCGAUCACUGGCUCAGUGUGUCAGAGAUGGACUGCUCUCCUCCUCUCCUCUCCUCUCCUCCACCCUGGCUAAAGCCUCCUCCUUCUAUAACUACGUCACCUCUGCUGUUCCUCACGACAAACUGGUGGGGGUGUUGGGGCGGGCAGAGGGGGGUCUGAGGGCUGCUGGGGAGACGGACUGGGCCGCUCAACUGAAGGUGCUGCGUGGUUUGCUGGAUUCAGCAGAGUUCCUGGAGGACCUGAGUGACCGGGCUGACCUGGCUCUGACUGGCCAGGAAGUGGCGCUGCUCAGAGAACUGGCAGACACAUUGGAACCUUUCACAGAGGCCUGGGACAUGGUACACACACACAAACAGGGGGACUGCCAUGUGUCUAUCAGCCUGGCCCUACCAUGUGUCCUGGGUCUCAGGAAGCACCUGUCAGAGUGUGUGUGUCCCCAGCUCCCCUGCCUGCUGCUGGGCUUGUCCCAGGCUGUUGAACGUCGCCUGGCUCCGAUUCUGGAGGACCCUCUUUACGUCACCGCCACCACUCUGGAUCCGCAGUUCAAACUCACCUGGAGCUCAGACCCCGACUGGCACAGACAGGUCCUCCUGGAUGAGGUCACCAAACAUACGCAAACAUAUGGCCCCAGCACGGAGCUCGCCCCCCAGGCCCAGUCCCCUGACACAGCUUUGGCCCCAUCCCCGGUCCCCUCCUCCACCUCACUCAGCAGGCCCUGCAAGCUGUUCUCCUUCAUCAAGCAGAGGCCAACGACGCAGGUGAAGAGUGUUGAGCAAGAGCUGUCAGGGUACCUGCGUGAGGAGCCCACUGAUGAGGAGCCACUUCACUACUGGAGACGGAAGGCCAUCGACUUCCCCCAGCUCUGCCAGGUGGCCAAGCGUGCCUUCACGGUGCCCGCUGGGACCUCUGCCGUGGAGACCAUCUUCACCUCCUCUGGGCGUUGGCUCCGACCCGACAGGGGCAGGGCUCUCCCCAAAAACCUGGAGACACUUAUCUAUCUGAAGGCCAACUACAGACUGCUGUGGUCGUAGUGUUGUUAGACUAGCUAAGGGCUCACACUAUUUCCCCCGGGUCUACAGGUUCCACCCACCAGGGAACCUCUGGCAUCAUGGCUCCGAGGGACAGUACACGCAUGGCGUAGUUAAACCGGGCUUGGACAUGCAGUCAGCAAGCUGAGAUUCACUGACGGAUCCUGUAGAUCAACUGAGACACUAAUAACACUGAUAAUAUGUGUAGUGUAAAGGCCACUGCAGAUCACAAAAUGCUGAGAACUUUGGACUUCAUGUCCUUUAGUGUUUUUUGAUGCAUAGUUCCACUCUAUAUGGCUGUACAUUAUCCACUAUCAAUGUGUUCCUAUGUUGUGAUCAAUACUAACACAGCAUUUUACAGAUUACUUUUAUAUGGUUAAAGACUGGAAGGCAGAUAUGUCCCUCUCCCGGUAUAUCUCCCUCCCUCUCUCCCCCUCCCUUUCCCAGUUUACCCCCCCCCCUUCCCUCCCA
Molecule: messenger RNA, 4104 nt
Organism: Esox lucius (northern pike)
Lineage: Eukaryota; Metazoa; Chordata; Actinopteri; Esociformes; Esocidae
Exons: 6
Coding region: 1582-3636 (684 amino acids)
Molecular function (GO): protein dimerization activity
Source: RefSeq, a predicted model, not a curated record